Messenger RNA from Lachancea thermotolerans CBS 6340, 927 nucleotides. RefSeq names its product TFIIH complex serine/threonine-protein kinase subunit KIN28 (gene KIN28). The record is from RefSeq and is a predicted model, not a curated record. Gene Ontology annotation, molecular function: RNA polymerase II CTD heptapeptide repeat kinase activity; ATP binding; cyclin-dependent protein serine/threonine kinase activity. Lineage: Eukaryota; Fungi; Ascomycota; Saccharomycetes; Saccharomycetales; Saccharomycetaceae. Gene Ontology annotation, biological process: protein phosphorylation; positive regulation of transcription by RNA polymerase II. Bases 1 to 927 code for a protein of 308 amino acids. Gene Ontology annotation, cellular component: nucleus; transcription factor TFIIK complex; transcription factor TFIIH holo complex. The transcript is spliced from 2 exons.
AUGAUAUCACAAGCAGAGUAUUCUAAAGAGAAAAAGGUCGGAGAAGGUACUUAUGCCGUUGUCUAUGUCGGCACUAAGCAAUCGAGCAACCGAAAAGUAGCAAUCAAAGAAAUCAAGACCUCGGGAUUCAAAGAUGGCUUGGAUAUGUCGGCCAUUAGGGAGGUCAAAUACCUACAAGAGAUGCAGCAUAUCAAUGUCAUUGAACUAAUAGAUGUUUACAUGGCUCAAAGCAACCUAAAUUUGGUAUUAGAGUUUCUUCCGGCAGAUUUAGAGAUGAUUAUCAAGGAUACCGCUAUUCUAUUCACUCAAGCCGAUAUAAAGUCUUGGCUUCUCAUGACGUUGAGAGGCGUACACCACUGUCAUAGAAACUUCAUCCUGCACCGAGACCUGAAACCCAAUAAUCUUCUGCUGGCACCAGAUGGCCAGCUUAAGUUGGCUGACUUUGGACUGGCAAGGAACAUGGGGUCACCUCAAGACUUUCUAACUAGUAAUGUGGUAACAAGAUGGUAUAGGGCACCAGAACUGCUAUUCGGCGCCAGACAUUAUACAGGGGCGAUCGAUAUGUGGUCUGUGGGCGUAAUUUUUGCGGAGCUUAUGCUGAGAAUACCUUACCUGCCUGGCAAAGAUGACAUUGAUCAAAUUGAUGUUACUUUCAGAGCCCUAGGAACGCCAACAGAUAAGGAUUGGCCUGAAAUCUCGACUUUUGGUACUUACAACAAGAUUCAAUUUUAUCCACCACCUUCAAGAGAAGAACUGAGGAGACGCUUUAUAGCGGCAACAGAGAACGCUCUUGACUUGAUGAGCGGCAUGUUAAUAAUGAAUCCUCACAAGAGAUGGGAUCCUAUUCAGUGCCUGACAAACCAAUAUUUUGUGGAGCUUCCUGAACCUACCACACCAGCUGACUUACCCCAGUUAAACAAGAAAUAA